AUCCACAUCAUGGAAAAUCAAGUAUUAGAAUCCUCUGAAGAGAGAACAUUCCAGUACCAGAGUUCUCUUCCUUCGCUACCAGUUCCUGCGCUUGAUGAAUCUUUGAGGAAAUACCUUGAUGCAGUAAAACCAUUCUUAAAUCAAGAAGAAUAUCAAAGAACUGAGGACAUAGUUAAAAAGUUUGAACAUGGGAUUGGAAAAGAGUUGCAGCAUAAAUUACUGGAAAGGGCUAAAACAAAGAAGAAUUGGCUGGAAGAAUGGUGGUUGAAUGUGGCUUAUCUUGAUGCCCGCAUACCAACACAAAUAUAUUACAACUUUGGAGGCCCAGGCCCUUACCUUGAACACUACUGGCCACCCAAAGAAGGAACUCAAAUAGAAAGAGGAUGCAUAGCUACAUGGCAUACCUUGAAAUACUGGGAGCUAAUAAGAACGGAAAAACUGGCUGUGCAUAGACAUGGAAAUAUGCCUUUGGACAUGAACCAGUUCCGAAUGCUGUUCUGUACUUGCAAGAUUCCAGGGAUUACUAGAGAUUCUUUAAGCAGCUAUUUUAGAACUGAGAGUGAAGGUGAAUGCCCAUCCCACUUAAUAGUCUUGUGUCGAGGUCGUGUGUUUGCCUUUGAUGCAGUACAUGAAGAUCAUAUACUGAGUCCUCCAGAGAUUUUCAGGCAACUUGCAUACAUCCAAAAGAGGUGCCAUAAUGAACCUGAUGGACCAGGGCUGGCAGCCUUAACAAGUGGGGAGAGAACCAAGUGGGCAGAGACACGUGAAUAUUUAAUUAAUCUCAAUCCAAAGAAUUUAAAUCUACUGGAAAAAAUUCAGAGCAGCUUGUUUGUGAUCUCCCUUGAUGAUUCCAGUCCUGAUGGAACCCCUGAGGAUUAUACUCCGAUCACCAAGUUGGCUAUAACAGGAGAUCCAACUGUAUGCUGGGGAGACAAAUCCUACAACUGCAUAAUAUUUUCCAAUGGGACAUUUGCGUCAAACUGUGAUCAUUCUCCUUUUGAUGCCAUGGCUUUGGUAGUCAUGUGCUCUUCUCUUGAUCAGAAGAUUAUUGAAAGUGAGGGAAGGUGGAAGGGAUCAGAUAAAGUGCGGGACAUUCCAUGGCCAGAAGAACUUGUUUUCACAUUGAACCAGAAAGUGCUAAAUGACAUUGGACGAGCUAAAGAACUGUAUGCUCAGCAGGUAUCUGACUUGCAGCUCGUGAAUUAUGCCUUUACAGCCUUUGGCAAAGCACUGACCAAGAAGAACCGGCUUCAUCCUGAUACAUUUGUUCAGCUUGCUGUCCAGCUGGCCUAUUAUAAACUUCAUGGACACCCAGGCUGCUGUUAUGAAACUGCCUCGACCAGACGUUUCUUCCAUGGACGCACAGAGACUAUGAGACCAUGUACAAUGGAAGCAGUGGAGUGGUGCAGAUCUAUGCUGGAUCCAUCUUGCAGUUUGCAUAAACGGCAGCAGCUGAUGCUAAAGGCAUUUGCAAAGCACAACAAGAUGAUGAAAGAGUGCGAGAAUGGAAAAGGGUUUGACCGUCAUCUUCUAGGUCUCCUGCUCAUAGCAAAAGAGAAAGGACUCCCUGUGCCAGAACUCUUUACAGACCCUGCAUUCACUAGAAGCGGGGGAGGUGGAAAUUUUGUGCUCUCAACUAGCCUGACUGGCUAUACUAAAGUCAGUGGAGCUAUGGUCCCCAUGAUACAUCACGGCUAUGGCUUUUUCUAUAGAAUCAGAGAUGACAGAAUUGUUGUGACCUGCACCGCCUGGAAAUCAUGCCCAGAGACCGAUGCAGAAAUGUUGUGUAAGAAUUUGUUCCAGUCAUUUCAGGACAUGAUACAGCUAAUGGCCACAGCCCAUCUCUAGAGUUGAUGGUGACAUUACUGUGCCUUCACAUAAUGUGCAUUAUUGUAUCUGGUACUAGCUGAAUGAAAUGCUUAUCACAAGGAGCGUUAAACUCUGUGUAAAACACUUAAUGAUAGUUCAGAAUAAUUAAGCACAACUAAUGCAAAACCUAUGUAUAUUUUAAGUGAUUUACUGCAGCAGCAAUGCAAGUUUCAUUUUGCAGCAACAAUGCAAACUAUGGCAAACCAUCGGAGUAGAACUAUGCAAUAUUAAACUAUGCCUCAACAAUGCAAAUGUAUCAGACUAUUGUGAUUUUUGGAAAAUGGAGAAUUUGAGAUGUCUUGUUUUUAUAAUCUUUGUAAUGGUAUCUGAUAGAGUAUAUAAUAAUUUGGUGAAGCUUAUUUCUGUGGUGUACUUAUUUGUAGUUCUGUGCUAAUAUGCUAUGGUGCUUUCUUGAUGGACAUUGGUAACAAUUUUUAUUCAUUUUUAUUUGUGAAAGAAUCAAGAAGAAGAAAUACUAAAUAACAGGCUCUUCAAGUAAUAUGAUUUGUAUUACUAGCUAUCUUCCAUUUUCACCAUUGGGAUUAUUUCUAGUGAAAGGCUUAUUUGUAAAUAAAGUCUAAUUUCUCAGGUGAGUACUGAGGUCACUAUAGUUUGGAAAUACUUUUUAAAAUUCAAGAUGCUUCCCUUUCAAAAUUAAGAGUGGAAACUAGGAUGACUACUUGUAAAUUUCCAAGGGAUGACAUGCUUGUGACUACAAAUAUCACAGCUACACCACAGAAAUAAAUUGCACUUUUAAACUGGCAGUAAGUAUAGUCUGAUAAAAAACUCAGGAUUUUAAGCUUCCUUUGGAUUUUAAAUAAGACUUUUGUUAAAAUUUGUCAUUUCUUUUCUUAGAAAUAAAACAGUCCAAAAA
Pelodiscus sinensis (Chinese soft-shelled turtle) is the source of this 2743-nucleotide messenger RNA. The record is from RefSeq and is a predicted model, not a curated record. NCBI's taxonomy places the organism in Eukaryota, Metazoa, Chordata, Testudines, Trionychidae.